This is a messenger RNA of Solea senegalensis (Senegalese sole), 3998 nucleotides long. RefSeq names its product homeobox D11a (gene hoxd11a). Bases 170 to 1033 code for a protein of 287 amino acids. The transcript is spliced from 2 exons. Gene Ontology annotation, molecular function: DNA-binding transcription factor activity, RNA polymerase II-specific; RNA polymerase II cis-regulatory region sequence-specific DNA binding. Gene Ontology annotation, cellular component: nucleus. The record is from RefSeq and is a predicted model, not a curated record. NCBI's taxonomy places the organism in Eukaryota, Metazoa, Chordata, Actinopteri, Pleuronectiformes, Soleidae. Gene Ontology annotation, biological process: anatomical structure development; regulation of transcription by RNA polymerase II.
UUACCUCAAGAAUCGAUCAAGAUGUAUUGCAGGUCUGCCUACGUUUCCGAUUUUUUCUCCCUGGCGGGGUCUUUCCACGCGCCCGUGGUGCUACAGAUGGACAAAGUUUAACACAGUCGCGCUGCCAAUUCCUCUCCUCCCAUGCAAAGAGGGAAAGGGAAGAAGAGAUAUGACGGAGUACGAUGAUCGCAGCUGUGCGUCAAAUAUGUAUUUACCGAGCUGUACUUAUUACGUUUCGACGCCCGAUUUCACAUCAGUGUCCUCGUUUUUACCGCAGACCACUUCGUGCCAGGUUAAUUUCCCCUAUUCUCCCAACCUAGCCCAGGUCCAACCUGUUCGAGAAGUCGCUUUCAGGGAUUAUGGACUGGACCACCCCAGCAAAUGGCACUACAGGGGCAAUUACGCGUCUUACUACUCGGCGGACGAGAUAAUGCACCGGGACUUGAUCCAGUCCUCCAGCAGCAGCAGGGCGGAAGUGAUUUUCAAAAACGAGUCCUUGUACGGCCACCACGGAGGUACCAGCUCGCCGUGCAAUUUCUUCACCGGUGUUGGUCGAAACGGGGUUCUCCCCCAGGGCUUCGACCAGUUUUUUGACCCCCCUAACCCGGACAAGCUCAGCGCGGAGCUCCCCAAACAAAAGACAGACUGUGCUGCUCCGGGAGAUGCUACAGAAAACGAGGAGCCUUUAACCAAAGUGGAGCAGCAGGAGCAGCAGGAGCAGCAGCACAAAGCGGAUCCGAGCGCGAGCGUGGACGAGGACUCAUCCUCCAACUGCGGCGACAAGAACAACCAACAGAGUUCAUCAACCAAGUCCAGGAAGAAGAGGUGUCCUUACUCCAAAUACCAGAUCCGAGAACUUGAACGAGAGUUUUUCUUCAACGUGUACAUUAACAAAGAGAAGCGGCUGCAGUUGUCCAGGAUGUUAAACCUGUCUGACCGCCAGGUGAAGAUUUGGUUCCAGAACAGACGAAUGAAGGAGAAAAAGCUGAACCGCGACCGCCUACAGUAUUUCACCGGGAAUCCUUUAUUCUGAUAUUCUGACAUGGCAACACACACACACACACUCUCUCACACACACACUCACACACACACAUACACACACGUAAAGACUCUGUAUAUUUGUCUCAUUCUCUCCAAACUGUUUAUUUCACAGACAUGUGGCAUUUUAAAAAACAAACAAGGUGCCACCUCUCUUUUCUGGCAUUUAUUUAUUCUGUGUUCCUAUAUUUUUCGCGUAAGUGGCAACACAUAUUUCCCCAAUGCGCGUGCUGCGUUUUGCAAAUUAUUUAUAUUAACUAUGUGUAGCCUUCUUCCUUAACUGUGUACUGUAAUGUGCAUUUAUAAAGACGCAUGUAAUGUACGUUGUGGUGUGAAAUUAAGUAGACACGAAACAAAACAAAACAAAAAAAACAAGUAUUUUAGUCACAAAACUUGUCACAUGAACCAAGUGGUGCGAAAACGUUCAUGUGGGGAUUUUUCUACACAGAGUGCAGAGGGUUUGCAGAGGGUUUGCUGAUUGCAGGCCUAAUGUUCCCGUUAUUUCCUUUUCUUUCUAACACUGUGGUGUUUACUAAACCUUGAACCGUCUAGACAGUACAAUAAACCUAGCUGUAAAUGUCUAAAUAGGGGGCUAUUGGACUUUGGUGUCCCAGCCCCCCAGACCACAAGAAGACUUUUUAUUUUCUUGACUCACAGUAUAGUUUCACGUCAGGCUACAAAUGUGAGGAGAAUCCAAGAGAAUUCGUCUAUAUUUAGCCUCCCUGCGACUGAACUGUUGCGGGGUUAACAUGGGGAACAAUGGAAUAUAUUUUGAUGAGGACCGCCAUUUGAAAAGAUAAGUAAUCUUUCAAGUUUAUGUGCUCGCGUAGAAUUAAUAAUGGGCGUAAUGUGGCUUUGGAUCUGCUGCAGAGGAAGAUGGUUUCUAAAUAUAACAAGGGAGGCAGAGGGGGGAAAAAAACGGAUUUUGCUCUUUAAUUAAUGCAGGUGAGAGCUGGAUAUGCAAGAAGUAAAACCUUCACUUCACACAUGACAGCAGUACUUGGCUAUUAUUCUUAUUUUUGCAAUGGCUCGACAAAAUACAUGCAUUAAUUCCACAUCUAAUCCUUUUGAUACAAGUGUGUGUAUAUGUGUGUAUAUAUACACACACAUGUGUGUGUGUUUUCAUUUUCGCUUCAAGUGUCUGCAGCAACAAUUAGGCCUCGCUCCUCCUGUUUUCAGCGACCUUCAAGAAAACAUUAGAGCGGGAUUAAUGCUCAUUUCAUUCGGUAUACUUCCCCACAAUGGCUGUUAGAAAACUGAGGUUUCAUUAAGCGAUUAAUUGGGUUGUCAUCAUGUCCUACAGUGAAAUGACAUGACCAACUGUGUUGAGUGUCUCACUCUGUUUCUCGGUGUAUCCACAUGAGGGCAGACUUGCUACUUGGGCUCGAGGUUGGAAAUGCAGAGUUCAGCCAAAUUGACACCCAUGCAGCUUCACCCUGCACGAAAAUUAGCCAGUGACGGAAACUCCGUUCUAUACAGUUUUUUUUUUUUUUUAAUGAAGGUUUUUAUUUUGAUUUCAACUGCACUCACUCGCUAUAAAUGUGCUGUUUUCAUCAAAGUUAUUAUUGCUUUAUAAAAGGGAAUAUUUCCUGCCUGGUUUGAAACCAAACAACUAAAAAGGUGUAUUUUCUCUGAAGGUCUAGCGAAAGUAUUGUUAAAUGUGACACAUGAUCUUUUUUUUUAAAUUACCUUUUUAUUUCACUCGUUGCUGUGUUUAGAUGAAGCGAAUGCUGCGUGGUGUCGUUCCCACAGCAAUUACACGCGUAAGUCACGUUCAAGGGUUUUAAAAGUGCAAGGAAAACAAAAGAAAAUAUAAUUCCUCCUGUGUCUUUUUUGUCAUGUGAACUUUAUAGACCUCGAUGUGUACCUGAAGGCCACACAGAGUUAUAGGCCACUGAUAUAGGCUCCACAUAAGGCAUCGUGCUCAUUAUAGAUAUAAAUACCCUUUGUUUUUCUUUUUAAAUAUCAUUUGAGUUUAGAGUCGUUGUUAUUACAGUUUGUCCGCUUCUGUGUUUCUUUCUACUUACUUUAAAAUAUUUGAGCUGAGCUCCUUCACUAAAGGCCUUGUUUUAGUUUCCCAAUUUCUCUUUUCAAUGUCCGUGUCCCCCCCCCCUUUUUAAACUUCUAAUCUUAUUUUUUUGUAUCCUUAUAUUUUAAUCAUCCAUAUGUCUAUUGCCAUUUUAUAAUUAUUAUAAUAAUAUUAUAUUGCGUAUACAUGAAUAAUAUACUUCCAUAUUAAAUAGUUUUAGUGCGCCUGAUGUAAAAAAAAAUGUUAUCUCUGAGUGACUGUCGAAGGAAAAAAGAAAAAUAAUAAUAAUAAUUAAAGCAAAACGGAUGUUCGUGUUGUCAAUUGUCUCGGUUAACUGUCUCAGUUUCAAAGUCAAAGAUCUCAGUUCUUUUCUUUAUUGACCAGUUUAAAAAUAAUAAUAAAUAUGAUGGGCUGUGGUUAAUGGAAUCUCCAAAGUUAUUUCGUAAUAAAACGGGGGGAUAAUAAACAGGCCUAUGUUUUUGUUGUGUGAAUCCCGCAAUGUUGUUGGUUUGCAUAAAACAGUGUUUACACAUUUCAACACUUUGUGACGUUUGUUUUGUUUGAACUUGUCGCAUCGAUACCAAAGAUAAUUUUAUUUCAAAACCCAUUGCAUGUUUUUAUUAUUUCCAUUAUUACUGUUAAGACAUUAAGACUAAUAGAUUGUUGGUCGGUUUAUUUUUCCAGCACAAGUUGAUUUUAUUUUUAUUUUCCUCAUUCUUUACCUUGUACACAUUUGUCCUCCUUGAAGACAAAAUCAAUGGAACCCUAAGCAAAAAUAUUCAUGUGACCACCACAUUCUUUUUUCUUUUUUUUUUUGAAAAACCCUUAACUUUGUAUUCUAACGUCAAAAAAAUACACUUGUGACAAAAUGCAAACAACGACAUUGCCGUUAAUAAUGUGUGUAAUAAUAAAAGACACAUUUCUAUCGGGA